Molecule: messenger RNA, 894 nt
Organism: Peronospora farinosa
Lineage: Eukaryota; Oomycota; Peronosporomycetes; Peronosporales; Peronosporaceae
Source: the annotation of a GenBank genome assembly
AUGAAGACGUGGGUGAGAGAGGCGAUAAGACGCACGCAUCAGCCGCAUUUCGGACCCACACUAGAGUAUAAAGUAAACACAUUGCUGCUUGAUUCUGCUUUGCAGUCGACAUUUGUGCAGUUGGAUUGUGACAAAGAGACCAAAGCGUUCAUUGAUACAUGUACAGGAGGAAGUUUGUGGGAAUCCUUAGGCUCCACAAUUCUUGGACUUUUCUACUCCCUGACCGACGCGAAUGGAAUUCUUGGACGUGGUCAGAUGUUUGUGCUUUCGUACGCUCAAGUCCAGCGACUUUUUCCUCGCGAGCAACUUGUGGCAGCAAGCAGUGGAUCACUGCUUGACAUUGGGGCUGGAGAUGGAAAUGUGACAGCCUCGCUGGCCUCACUCGUGGAUCAAGUGACUACGACUGAGGUUUCUGCUCCCAUGGUGGCUCAUCUGAACACGCGAGGCUACAAUAGCGUACAAACCUGCGACUUGCAGCACGAGUUCGUCCAGUCACGAAAGCCUUACAACAUUAUCAGCAUGCUUAAUGUACUGGAUCGAGCCGACAAACCACUCACGAUGCUCCGUGAGAUCCGCGAAAUGCUAGAUCGAAAAAAUGGUCUCUUCCUACUAGCAGUAGUACUGCCAUUCUCCGCUUUUGUGGAGGUGGGCACACAACGGAUUGCACCCACCGAGAAGCUACCAAUGCAGGGUGGACUCUGUGCAGAUGGCGCGUCCUUUGAGGUGGCAGCCAGUCUACUGUUACGCAAUGUGCUCGUUCCUGCGGGCUUUAAGCUCCGUCAUUUCACCCGUGUACCUUAUUUAUGUCGUGGAGAUAUGCAUCAACCGUAUUAUGUGCUCUCGGAUGCGAUUUUCGUCCUGGAAGUCGAUACAAAUGAGAAAGAACGAACGUGA